Molecule: messenger RNA, 3022 nt
Organism: Theobroma cacao (cacao)
Lineage: Eukaryota; Viridiplantae; Streptophyta; Magnoliopsida; Malvales; Malvaceae
Product: G-type lectin S-receptor-like serine/threonine-protein kinase At1g34300
Biological process (GO): recognition of pollen; protein phosphorylation
Molecular function (GO): protein serine/threonine kinase activity; ATP binding
Source: RefSeq, a predicted model, not a curated record
CGUGCAAAGAAAAGUAGACGAACCAGACCCUUCCCUUGCGUUAACGCUUGAAAAUGACUGUCCUAACGGGAAUGAGUCAAAGUCUCCUCCUCCCACUGCUCUUCCCUCCUUCCUCUUCUUCUCUUCUCUCCCCACCAACAAAAAAGCUAUAAGCAACCAUCUCCCAACAACUCAAUCCACAGAAGAAGAGCAAAAUGACCCUCCUCCACUUCCUCUCUUUAUUCUUCUUCUUUUCCUUCUCAACUUUCUAUAUUGCUUCCUCCUCCACGAUCUCCUUAGGCUCCUCCAUCUCCCCUUCAACCCCAAGCCAAUCAUGGUCCUCUUCCAAUUCCACUUUCUCCCUUUCCUUUAUUUCCUCACGUUCCUCCAACUCUUUCCUGGCUGCCAUCACAUUUGCAGGUGGAGUUCCUGUUUGGACUGCAGGCGGCGGUGCCACUAUUGACUCUGGUGGUUCCCUCCGUUUACUCUCCAACGGAGCCCUCCGUCUUUUCAAUGGCUCCGGCGCCGUUGUCUGGGACUCUGACACGGCCAACCAGGGUGUUUCCUCUGCUUCCUUGGAAGACUCGGGGGAACUACGGCUACUGGGCAACGGAAGUGCUACAGUUUGGUCUUCGUUUGAUCAUCCUACGGAUACGAUUGUUCCAGGUCAGAAUUUCACUUUGGGGCGAGUUUUAAAAUCUGGGUUAUAUUCGUUUUCUCUUCAAAAGCCGGGGAAUUUAACUUUGAAAUGGAAUGACAGUAUUGUUUAUUGGAACCAAGGGUUGAAUUCUUCUGUUAAUGCUAAUUUAACUUCACCAAGUUUAAGAUUGCAAGCUACUGGGGUUUUAUCUAUAUUUGAUCCUAGUUUAACAAGUGGGGCAAUUAUGUUUUAUAGUAGUGAUUAUGCUGAAGGAAGUGAUAUUUUGAGGUUUUUGAGGUUAGAUAAUGAUGGGAAUUUAAGGAUUUAUAGUUCUGCUAGAAAUACUAGGACUGAAACUGUGAGAUUGUCAGCUGUUUUGGAUCAGUGUGAUGUUUUUGGUUACUGUGGGAAUAUGGGAAUUUGUAGCUAUAACGAUUCAAAUCCGAUUUGCGGGUGUCCAUCUGAGAAUUUUGAGCCGGUUGAUGUGAAUGAUAGGAGACAAGGGUGUAAGAGGAAAGUGGAGAUUGAGGAUUGUCCGGGGAGUGCAACUAUGUUGGCAUUGGAUCAUACUGAGUUUUUGACUUACCAACCUGAGUUGUCUUCUCAGCUUUUCUCUGUUGGGAUAACAGCUUGUAGAUUGAAUUGUCUUGUGGGUCCUGCUUGUGUUGCUUCCACUGCUUUGUCAGAUGGAACAGGGUUUUGUUACUUGAAAACUACCGAGUUUGUUAGUGGGUAUCAGAGUCCGGCACAUCCUAGCGCUUCUUUUGUUAAGAUUUGUGGACCAGCAGUACCAAACCCAUCUCCUUUUGCAUAUAAUGCAGAGAAUAGCAAAGGUUGGAGGUUGCGUGCAUGGAUUGUAGUGGUUGUGGUUGUGGUUACACUUUUGGUUUUGGUUGCACUGGAAGGCAGUUUGUGGUGGUGGUGUUGUAGAAACAGUCCCAAAUUUGGGGGUUUAUCAGCUCAAUAUGCUCUUCUUGAGUAUGCAUCUGGUGCUCCUGUCCAGUUCUCAUAUAAGGAGCUCCAGCGCUCAACCAAGGGGUUUAAGGAAAAGCUGGGAGCAGGGGGAUUUGGGGCUGUAUAUAAAGGGAUUCUUACUAACAGGACAGUUGUGGCAGUGAAGCAACUAGAAGGUAUUGAGCAGGGUGAAAAACAGUUUAGAAUGGAGGUUGCUACCAUUAGUAGCACCCACCAUUUGAACUUGGUGAGAUUGAUAGGUUUUUGCUCUGAGGGCCGUCACAGGCUUUUAGUGUAUGAGUUCAUGAAAAAUGCGUCUCUAGAUAACUUUCUUUUUGUCACAGAAGAGCAAUCAGGAAAGACGUUGAGCUGGGAAUAUCGUUUCAACAUUGCUCUUGGAACCGCUAGGGGAAUAACAUACCUUCACGAGGAGUGUCGGGAUUGCAUUGUUCAUUGUGAUAUAAAGCCUGAGAACAUUCUGUUGGAUGAAAAUUACAACGCCAAAGUGUCAGAUUUUGGCCUUGCCAAACUCAUAAAUCCCAAAGACCAUAGAUACCGAACCUUGACAAGUGUUAGGGGGACAAGGGGUUAUUUGGCACCUGAAUGGCUUGCGAACCUUCCAGUUACUUCCAAAUCUGAUGUUUAUAGCUAUGGGAUGGUUUUGUUGGAGAUAGUGAGUGGAAGAAGGAACUUUGAUGUUUCAGUAGACACUAAUAGGAAAAAGUUUUCUAUAUGGGCUUAUGAAGAGUUUGAGAGCGGUAAUGUGGAGGGAAUUGUUGAUAAAAGGCUUGUUGAUCAAGACGUGGAUAUGGAGCAAGUAAUUAGGGCAAUUCAGGUUAGCUUUUGGUGCAUCCAGGAACAGCCUUCUCAGAGGCCAAUGAUGGGAAAAGUGGUUCAGAUGCUGGAAGGAAUCACAGAGAUUGAGAGACCACCAGCACCAAAAUCUGCCACUGAAGGUUCCAUUAGUGGAACCAGCAUAAAUGUAAGCAGUAAUAUCAGUGCCUUCUCAACUUUUGCUGCUUCUGCCCCAGCUCCCUCAUCAUCUUCCUCAUUGCAAACAGCUAUGGUUUCUCCUUUAGCUUCAGGAAUGAAUAUGGGAAAGCAAUCAACAUCCCUGCUACAAUCUGACACGAAAUGAACUCAUUUCAAUUUGUAAGCUCCAUACAGAAAUUGCUUUGGCUUGUGAUCUCUGGAUCCAGAUUUUGUACAUCCUCUAAGGUAAACCUUUUGUGUGUAAAAUAUGAGAUGAGAUAUUGAUACUAUACCUUGUAAAAUUUUUUUUACUCUUUUAGCCAUAGCAAAUAGUUAAGGAAAGAGUAUUUCAAAUAUACAUAGUUCAGUAGAGAGGGGUCAUUGCUGUCAUAGAGUUAUUGUUUCUGCAAGUAUGGUUUUAUUUCAUUUGAUAACAUGUUAAUAAUAUUGUUCGCAAGUGAUGUUUGCUCUAUUUAA